CAAAAGUUCCUGGUCCAAAGUCCACAAACAGCUGCAUUCUCAAGAUGAAGGAACUUACCAGCACUUGCUCCUAUAGCCAGCUCUAUCAAAAUGUCAAGCAGUUUUCAAAAAAUGGGGAAUGUUUCUUCAAAGAACUCAUGCUGGUUUUCCAGCAGAGGGCUGAGUUGGAGUUGACUUAUUCCAAAGGCCUUCAGAAACUGGCAGGAAAACUGAUCCGAGCCUCCAAAGGAAUGUCAAACAAUUCCACCUAUACUGCCUGGUGCCAUGUGUCAGAUGAGAUGUACUCAAGAGCGGAUGCCCACAGAUCAUUAGGAAAUGCAUUUCAGCAAGAGGCCAUUCUGGAAAUACGACAAGUCUCAGACGAGCAUAAUAAGAGGAAGAGGCCUCUCGACAGUGCCGUUGAAAGAAAUGGAAAACUUUUCAGUGCUAACUGGAGUGAGCAACUUAAGCUAAAGAAGAAAUUGAUCGGGCUGACAAAAGAGCACGAGGCACUGUUCAACUUUGUUGAAAACAACAAACAGAUCUGCACCGAGAAAGAAAAACAAAAGAUGCUGAACAGGCUGACUAAGUCAGCAGAACUGCAGGCGCGGGUGGACGAGGACUACUUCAAAAUCAACCUGGAGGGUCAUCAGAUGAGGCUCAAGUGGGAAAACACAUUGAAAAACUGCUACCAGAUCGUACAGGAACUGGAAAAACAGCGAAUUGAAGUUUUGGGCAACAUUUUGAGCAGAUACAACCUUCACAUGUCCAGCUGUGGGCAGACCCUCACACAUGGCCAAAGACAGAUGGAGCAGGCAGUCCAAAGGGUGGACAUAGAUAAAGACAUAAAAGCCCUGAUCGAGGAAAACAGAAUCACAGUCGAUGACAACAAAGCAGGGUUUUUGAUGGCUGAUUACUUUGAGGAAGACAGAAAAUCCCUGAUGAGCAAAGCCAGACGACAAGAUGCCAUCAGGCUCAGACUACUGCGUCUCGACAACCAUAUCGCAAAAACAAAAAAAGACUGCCAAGGAAUCGAAAAAUUGAUGAAAACAUACUCCGAAAAUCCAUCUUUCUCAAACCAAAAGAACCUCGAGGAAACCGAGCAGCUGCUUGAUGAGAGUACUUUAAAACUGGAUCUCCUUGAGGCCACCAGCUACAAACUCUCCUUAUCGCUAUCCGAAGUAGAAGGGACACCAAAGUCCUUUCACCGAUUUAGUGACAACAUACUUAAAUUGAAAGAUAAGGACUGCGAGCACAGCGUCAUUCACCUGACGCGUCCCGUCAAACUCAGGAGGUCACCAUUCAGGUCCCGGCAGUCGCUGAGAGCUUCCAUCAUUUACAGAGGACCAGUUGAGAUUCCCACGCAGCCACCUGCCGAGCCUUCACAAGCCCCUGACCAGGUCACAUCCACAACAGUGGAGCAUGAUGGCAGCACCGUUAACGGUACUCCGUCUGACCCAGGCAACGACAAAGGAAAAGAUGGAACAACACUAGAGAUUCGUUGUAUAGGAAAAUGCAAGGUCCUGUACAACUUCACACCGGAAAAUGAUGACGAAUUGCCACUGAAAGAAGGUGACCUCGUUGACCUUUGUACCAAAUCAGACAGCGGGUGGUGGUUUGGGAUUCUUAACGGGCAGAAAGGUCAUUUCCCAUCAACCUACGUUGAGGAGCUACCUGUGAUAAACAGCGCUGAAUCAUCUUAUGCCUGAACGACCUGACCAAUUAACAGAAAAGCCACAAGCCAGGGAUAAUUGCUUAUUAUAUUAUCCCAUGGCAAAAACUCAAACAGCAUCCAAGUUUUAGUUAGUUUCACAUUCUUAAAAAUAGUAAACAAAAACAUUCAUAUUAAUGCAUGCUCUUCUAACAGUCAUGAUCUCUGCUUUUAUGAAAUGCUUCAUGAAUUUCUGUUGUACUUGGAUUUUUGUAUUGAAAUAUUUCUUUAUUUAUACAACUGUGUACAGAAAAACUCAAAUAGAGAGGAAUUUGCAAUAACAUACUUUAUGACAUAUGUGUGAUUAAGAGGAAGACAAAGCUGUUGUACUCCUUUAACAUUCCAAUUAUUUACAAAAUGACAGAAAUAAAAUGGAAAAAUUGUUUA
Cololabis saira (Pacific saury) is the source of this 2077-nucleotide messenger RNA. RefSeq names its product nitric oxide synthase trafficking (gene nostrin). Gene Ontology annotation, biological process: signal transduction. Gene Ontology annotation, cellular component: plasma membrane; cytoplasm. Bases 45 to 1688 code for a protein of 547 amino acids. NCBI's taxonomy places the organism in Eukaryota, Metazoa, Chordata, Actinopteri, Beloniformes, Belonidae. The record is from RefSeq and is a predicted model, not a curated record. The transcript has 16 exons. Gene Ontology annotation, molecular function: protein binding.